Molecule: messenger RNA, 948 nt
Organism: Trichosurus vulpecula (common brushtail)
Lineage: Eukaryota; Metazoa; Chordata; Mammalia; Diprotodontia; Phalangeridae
Product: vomeronasal type-1 receptor 1-like
Biological process (GO): G protein-coupled receptor signaling pathway
Cellular component (GO): membrane
Molecular function (GO): pheromone receptor activity
Source: RefSeq, a predicted model, not a curated record
AUGACCUUUAAUGAGAUGGUAUUGGGGCUCCUUCUUCUGUUUCAGACUGGAUUUGGGGCCUUGGGAAACUCCUUCCUCCUGGGUCUUUAUACCAUCACCUUCUUCACUGGUCCGAGCCUGAGGCCCAUAGACUUGCUUCUCUGCCAUUUGGCCUUUGUCAAUGACUUGGUUCUUCUCUCCAAAGGAAUCCCUCAGACACUGUCUGCUUUUGGGCUCAACAAUUUCCUGGAUGAUGUCGGAUGUAAACUUCUGUUUUACUUACACCGUGUGGCCCGGGGCCUUUCUCUCAGCACCACUUGCCUCCUGAGUGGCUUCCAAGCCAUCACUUUAAGCCCUAGAAGCUCCAGGGGGGCAGAAGUAAAAAUCAGAAAACCACAGUUCCUUGUCUCAUUCUGUUUCUUGUGCUGGACUUUUCAUCUGCUCACACACCACAUUAUUCUUUUAGAAGUCAAAGGCCCAACAAGAAUGAAAAACAUCACUGAAACAAAUAAUUUAAUUUAUUGUUCUGCUCCAAUUGGUAUUUCAUUUAAUGUUCCUCUAUAUCUAUUUAUAUUCUCCCUUCCUGAUGUUUUAUGUGUAGGAAUUAUGGUGGGAACCAGUGGAUAUUUGGUUUUUGUCUUGUACAGACACCACCAGAAAGUCCAGUACAUUCGUAGCAAUAAUCACACACCACAUAGUUCCCCUGAAAUCAGAGCCACCCAAACCAUACUGCUGUUGGUCAGCAUGUUUGUAUCUUUUUACUCCUUGAAUACUAUUUUAACAUUGUUUAUGCUGUUUGGAACGCUGACUUCCUGGCUGGCUCACAUCAAUGUCUUCCUAGGUGCCUGCUUUCCAGCUUGUAGCCCUUUUGUUCUAAUUGUCAGUGACUCCCAAGUCCCAAGUACUCUUUUGCUCUGUGGGACAGAAAAAAGCAUUGAGUGCAAUAACAUCCUGAAAAUAUACAGCUAG